Messenger RNA from Alternaria atra, 1815 nucleotides. RefSeq lists its product as uncharacterized. The coding region runs from base 1 to 1815 and encodes 604 amino acids. Lineage: Eukaryota; Fungi; Ascomycota; Dothideomycetes; Pleosporales; Pleosporaceae. The record is from RefSeq and is a predicted model, not a curated record. Gene Ontology annotation, molecular function: hydrolase activity. The transcript has a single exon.
AUGGCGGACCGACUCCCUGCACCGCCAUCGGCAGAAGCCCGGGAGCAAGAAAAUACUAUGAAAGCAACCCAUUUCUCCUCACGAUGGCUGAAGAGGAGGUUAGCCAUCAUCAUGAUUUUCUCCGGUAGCACUGUCCUGCUGUUUUGGUACUUUGGCGCUUUUACCUAUGCCAGACCAUAUCAGCCUGGCACGCCACAACGACCAAGUCCUCCGGACCAUGAGACGCCAGAUGGAUCCCUUCUUGUCAGCUUGCCGGAUUACGGAUCGUUCCAGGGCACCCAGCUGCUCAUGAACUUGAGGAAGACGGAGACCUUCAGCCGGCCGGUGGAUGCAUGGAUGAAUGUGGAGUAUUCCACCCAGCCAGUUGGGCAGGGGAGGUUCAUGCCGGUAACAUGGCCUGAACCAUUUGAUGGUGUGAAGGAUGCGACAUCCACUGGGCCGGCAUGUUUCCAGAACAUGUAUAGUUCGCUCGGACAGUCGGAAGCUUGUCUUACCAUCAACGUAUACCGACCCUCAGGUAUUCCUAUGGACCAGAAACUGCCGUCUAUGGUCUUCUUGCAUGGAGGCUCGUUUGUAUCGGGCUCUCACCGCAGUUUCGAUGGAGCACUGUUUGUGGAAAAGAGCACGGAACCCCUCAUGGUCGUUACUGUACAGUAUCGAUUGGGUGCGCUUGGCAGCUUGCCUGCUAAGUUUAUGGAAGAGGAGGGUCUUUUGAACUUGGGCAUCCGCGACCAGAAGAUGGCAUUGGAGUUCUUGCAGAAGUACAUCAGCGAAUUUGGAGGCGACAAAGACCAGGUCACGCUUGGUGGCCAAAGUGCUGGCGGUCAUUCGGUCGGCAUCCACCUAUUCCACAACUACGCCGAGGAUGUCGGAAAGCCUUUGUUCAGCAAGGUCAUCAUGUCCUCCGGCUCACCAACCGCGCGUGCCUUCCCAGGUGUUGACUAUCCCAUCUACCAACGCCAAGUCGCAGAUAUCAUGGACUACUUGAAUUGUCCUGCGUCGCCCAGCUCUGCCGCCCUGGAGUGCCUUCGUGCCGCGGAAGCCGAUGACAUCCAGUUCAUGUCUUCUUCGCUAUACAAUGCUCACAACUACAACAUUACUUGGCCAUGGCAACCCGUCUCUCCUGGCCCCCUGAUCGAGAAGCGCGGCUCAACCUCAGGCGAAGACGGCACCUUCUUCAACAUCCCAAUGCUGAUUUCCUCCACCACCGAUGAAGGCAAAGCCUUCGCCCCGCAAGACCUACGUACCAACACCGAUUACCUCAACUUCUGGAAGACCCUCGUUCCAGGCCUAACAUCUGACGAUCUUUCCGAUCUUCAGACCCUAUACCCAGAUGUAAAGCCAGAGGCUGGCACACUCGGUUAUGUUUCGGACCAGUUCGAGCGAGUAUCUGAAGCCUAUGGAGAUUACUCCUAUAUAUGUCCGGUGCAAGACACUGCGUCGGCUCUCUCCUCCACCUCUGCUCCAGUCUACAAAGCGCGCUUCAAUACACCAAACUGGGCGCCAACGUACUUGGGUGUGCCACACGCCAGUGACUCUUCCUACUUUAACGGUCAGGCAAACACACAAUACCCCGAGAUUGCAGACAUGUACAGCGCUUAUUGGGCGAGUUUUAUUGUCAGUGGAGAUCCGAACACCUAUGCCUUGGCAGGCAGUGCAACGUGGGAGCAGUACGAGGGAACUGGAAGCAGACAGCUAGUCGUCAACCCCCCGACCCUGGGUGGCACAAUGAUGGAGGAUGAGGCUACGGCUAUUAGGAUGGAGCAGUGUGCCUGGUGGAGAGAUCCGGAGAGGGCAGCGAGACUGAACAAGUGA